Messenger RNA from Chironomus riparius, 515 nucleotides. The record is from the annotation of a GenBank genome assembly. Lineage: Eukaryota; Metazoa; Arthropoda; Insecta; Diptera; Chironomidae.
UUAUUAAUUUUAAAUGAAUUCUGUAUAUUUGAGUCUCAUAUCAUUUGCAUUAAUUAUUGCAUCUUCGUUUGGUGGAGGGCCUUCGAUGCCUAGCUGCAAAUUAGCAUGUACAAAGGAAUAUUUUCCAUUGUGUGCGUCGGAUGGAGAAAAUUUGAAUACUUUUAGUAAUGAGUGUGAAUUAGAAAAGUUUAAUUGCUUGAAUGAUAAAGCAUUCGUAGUAUUCGAAGAAGGCGAAUGUAAACGAUCGGAGUGCAUGAAAGCUUGUUCAAAGCAAUUCUUAUAUGUUUGUGCUGUUAAGGAUGAUGGACAAUACACAUUUAACAGUCACUGCAUUUUCGACAUCAUGAACUGCAAGGAAAAAGGAGCUUAUAAAUUACUACAUGAAGGAAGAUGUAGCGAUCCCAAUGCAACAAUGUUCAACAAACCAAAUUUUAUUCGCUUCUUUGAAUAAAGCUUAAAAAUUUAUUUGAAAUAUUUUGAUUAUUAUUUAUAUCCAAUGAACGAACUUUUUAAAC